This is a messenger RNA of Fusarium vanettenii 77-13-4, 960 nucleotides long. RefSeq lists its product as uncharacterized. NCBI's taxonomy places the organism in Eukaryota, Fungi, Ascomycota, Sordariomycetes, Hypocreales, Nectriaceae. The record is from RefSeq and is a predicted model, not a curated record. The annotation marks the transcript as partial. The transcript is spliced from 3 exons.
GGGGAGGAGAUCUCAGACAUCGCCUACGCCCAGUCUUCCAUCCCUUCGUCGGGCCUGGGGCUCGCGACCGAGGUGCUGAUUUACAUCCUCACCGUCGUGUGCGCUGUCGUCAUCGCGCUGCGGGUGUACGUCAAGACAUGGAGUUCUGAAGCAUCUCAGGGGUGGAGGGUCAACGACUACCUCGCCGUGAUUGGGUUUCUCCCCUUCAUCCCCGCAAGCGUGCUGGGCGCGCUCGCUGUCCACUAUGGCAUCGGAUCGACGGACGCGUAUCUCAACAAGUUCGAGAUGAGAGAGUUUCUCGAGGUCCGGGGGAUGGAGUAUCUGAUUCUUUACGAGCUCACCUACUACGCCUCGUCGUCGCUUACCAAGUUCGCCAUCGCCGUCACGAUCCUACACCUCUGCGUUGAGAAGAGAUACGUCUACAUCAUGUAUGGACUCAUGGGUGUCAUGAUUGCCACCAAUGGUAUCUGUCUGAUAUGGUUGUUCGUCAAUUGCUUUCCAUUUGCGACGUACUGGAAUCCGAAGCUGGGCCAUUACAAGUCGGAGGACGGUUUCAUGAACCUCAGCUACAUUGGAACUGCUGUUCAGGUGGCUUCGGAUUGGACGUGUGCCAUCAUGCCAUUCUUCAUCGUCUACUCGUUGCAAAUGCCCAAGCGAGUCAAGAUAUCGGUUGUCGCUAUCCUUGGUCUUGGUGUUGUGGCCAGUGUAGCCGCUCUGAUGCGCAUCGUCAGUUACAAGUAUAUCGACGUCAGGGCGUACCCAAAGGAUCACUUUCUCUCGCAAGGCCGACUUCUCUUCUGGUCCCUUCUGGAGUCUGCCUUUGCUAUCAUCGCCUGUUCACUGCCGUCACUCAAGCUCUUCGGUGGAUGCAUAGCCCGAUCCAUGAUCCGUUCGACAAAUAACGUAUCAGGAGGAGCUGUAAGGUCCCCCACAUAUCUUAAACUUCAAGUUGAUUGCUAA